CCUACUACUGCCUUGCCAUGGCGGCCUUGACAUGUCGCGCGUCCCUCCUCCUACUGCUCGUGCUACCCUGCUGCAUCCUGCACCCCGCGGCCGCCCAGGCCGCCGACGAGAGGCAUUCGCUGAUGCAGAUCAAGCGCGCGUGGGGCGACCCGCCCGUGCUCGCGGCAUGGAACGGCUCGAGCGACCACUGCACCUGGCCCUACGUGACCUGCGACGCGUCCUCCGGGCGCGUCACCAGCCUCUCCCUCGCCAACACCGGCGUCGCCGGCCCGUUCCCCGACACCAUCGGCGGCCUCUCCCGCCUCACGAGCCUCAACAUCUCCAACAACGACAUCACCAGCGCCUUUCCGACCAGCCUGUACCGAUGCGCUUCGCUCCGGCACCUCGAUUUGUCACUUGCCUACCUCCACGGCGAGCUCCCCGCGGACAUCGGCAACGGCAUGCCGCUGCUGCAGGCAAUGAACUUGUCCGGUAACCAGCUCUCUGGCGAGAUCCCAAGGAGCGUAGCCAAGCUCAGCUACCUGACGCAGCUGGACCUGAGCAGGAAUCAGCUGGCCGGCGAGAUACCGGCUGAAUUGGGCGCCAUGCGGGUGCUCGACGCACUUGACCUGUCGUCAAACAAGCUAUCCGGCGACAUGCCGCCGCCGCUUGCCUGGCUACAGCUCAGCUCGCUCAACCUGUCAUCCAACCAGCUCCAAGGCCAGGUACCGGCAGGGCUCGCCACCGCCGCUUACGACCGGAGCUUCCUCGAUAACCCCGGCCUCUGCCAUGCCGAUCUGGGGCCAGGCUACCUCACAGGCGUGCGCAUCUGUGCCGCGGGAUCACAAGCCGCCUCCUCCUCCGGGGGCAUGUGGCCGGCGCUCCGCACUGGCCUCCUGUUCAUUGGCGGCACGCUCGUUGUCCUCAUCGUGGCCUUGGCCUUCUUCAUCGUCCGCGACAUCAGGAAAAGGAAGCGCGCCGCACAGGACGGUGGCUGGAAGAUGACGUCUUUCCAGACCAAUCUGGGGUUCGGGGAGGCAGACAUACUCCGGGCGAUUACCGAAGAGAAUCUCAUUGGCAGCGGCUGGUCGGGGCGCGUGUACCGCGCCGCGUUACCCGCGUACACUAACCGGUACAUCGGCAAGGACAGCGCCGUUGCCGUGAAAAAAAUACGGAGCGCCCGGAAGGUGGAAGAGAGGCUGGAGCGCGAGUUCGAGUCGGAGGCCAGCAUCCUCGGCGGCGUCCGGCACAAGAACAUCGUCAGGCUCCUGUGCUGCCUCUCCCACGCCGACUCCGCCGACAAGCUCCUCGUGUACGACUACAUGGACAACGGCAGCCUCGACGGGUGGCUCCACAGGCACGCUCUCCCCAACGGCGCCGGGCACUCCGCGUCGUCCAACGAGGGUGGUUUGGACUGGCCCACGAGGAUCAGAGUCGCCGUCGACGCCGCGCAGGGGCUCUGCUACAUGCACCACGAGUGCUCCCCGCCCAUCGUUCACCGGAACGUCAAGACCAGCAACAUCUUGCUGGACUCCGAGUUCCGAACCAAGGUCGCGGACUUCGGGCUGGCCAGGAUGCUGGUGCAGGCCGGCACGCCCGACACCAUGUCCGCCGUUGCCAGGUCGUCCGGCUACAUGGCUCCGGAGUGCGCUAACACGACGAGUGUGACGGAGAAGGUGGACGUGUACAGCUUCGGCGUGGUGCUCCUGGAGCUCACCACCGGCCGGGCGGCCAGCGACGGCGGUGAGGACGGGUCCCUGGCGGAAUGGGUGCGGCGCCUGGACGAGUCAGGAAGGAGCAUCGACGGAGCCACAGAUAGUCGCAUCAGAAACGCGGGGUUCUCGGAGGAGAUCGAAUUCGUGUUCAGGCUAGGCCUGAUGUGCACGACAGCGUCCCCGCCGUCGUCGCGGCCGACCAUGAAGGUCGUGCUGCAGAUGCUGCUCAAGUGUUCCGAGCAGACGCACCAGAAGGGCAGGGCGACUCCGCUCUUGCAGACGCUCCGGGAGUACACGAGUGACUUCGACAGCACUGUCUGAAUUAAGGAGCAAGCAACAGCGCCUGUAAGCAGGCAAAGGAUGAAGCUCAUUCAAGUAGUACUACAAGUUUAGCAUACUGUAGGAGAGGAGAGGGUUACAAUUCCAAACCUAGCUCCACAUUCUUUUGAUUGAUUAGCCAGGUUCCAAAAAAAAAAACAGGUU
Molecule: messenger RNA, 2177 nt
Organism: Triticum dicoccoides
Lineage: Eukaryota; Viridiplantae; Streptophyta; Magnoliopsida; Poales; Poaceae
Product: receptor-like protein kinase HSL1
Exons: 2
Coding region: 18-2015 (665 amino acids)
Biological process (GO): protein phosphorylation
Molecular function (GO): protein binding; protein kinase activity; ATP binding
Source: RefSeq, a predicted model, not a curated record